AUGGCUGACAGCAUUGAGUUCGAUUCCCGCCCUAACCAGAUCUCCAAAGAUAUGCAAGGAUCCAACAAUACCAUUCCACUUUUGCCACAGUGGCGUCUACCAAAGCAUGGGGAGAAUAAGACUGGAAUAGUUACUGGGGAAAGCCAAUUUACUCCUCUUCCAAGUCACGCAAAUUCUGUGGAUAUCACGAAAACACCUGGAUCAGGUGACAUUUUGCAUGAUAACCAUAAGAAGAAAGAUGUUUUCCGACCAUCUGUCCUGGAUAUGGAAACUGGUCGUCGUGACCGCUGGCUUGAUGAAGAAAGGGACACCUAUUCCUCUGUCUGCAAAGAUCGAUGGAGGGAGGGGGAUAAAGAGCCCUAUGACAACCGCAAGAUGGACCGCUGGACCGACUCAUCUGGACGAAAUUAUGGAGAGGCCCGUCGUGGCCCGGGGGAGCGAUGGGCUGAUUCUGGAAAUAGAGAAAGCAGUCAGGACCAACGUAGCAAAUGGAACACUCGCUGGGGGCCCGAUGGAAAACAGACAGACACGGUGCUUGAGAAGUGGGGGGACUCUAACAAGGAAUCUGACAUGCUGCUUGAUAAAGAGCCAUCCCAUCCGCCAUACCAUGGAAAGGAUGAGAAGGAUGUGGACCACUAUCUACCAUGGAGACCUAACACUUCAUACAGCCGAGGCAGAGCGGAGCCUCUGCACCAGGCUUUGACCCCAAACAAACAGGUUUCUUCAUUUGUGCAUGGUCGCGGACGUGGAGAAGAUCCUGCUCCAACAUUUUCACUCGGUAGGGGAAGGAUUAGCUCUGGAGGGAACUCUGUCACCAAUAUUUAUAUUCCUCCCCAACCAGUUGGAUCUUUUUCAGAAAAGGUUGAAAGUGGCCUUGAAGAGCAUACUCCAUUAAGAUAUAGCCGGACAAAAUUGCUUAAUGUGUACAGGAUAACUGAUAUGAGAUCCUUUGCAAAGCUUUUAGAUGAAAUUGAUAGAGUACCUUGCCUCUGUCUGGAAGAACCUUUAGAGCCUCUAGCUUUCUGCUCCCCCACUCCUGAAGAAUUGGUUAUCUUUAAGGGAAUUGAUAAAGGAGAAAUCAUAAGUAGUGGCACUCCACAGAUCACUAAAGAAGGAUCUGUUGGUCGAACGCCAACGGAUUCUUUGCAGUCAAAAGGAAGCAGGCUUGGCAGUAGAAAUGAUUUGCCACUUGCUCUUGAUAAUCCUAGAAGUGAAACCAUGGACAAUGUUGAAGGUGGUUAUUCAAAUUAUUCAGAAAGCUUGUCCCACGAGAAACAUAUUUAUGCUUGGCCAAAUGCUAAAGUGGAGCAGGAUUAUCAGGCAUUUUCCGAUCGCAAGUUGAAUCCUGAAGCUUUGAAAGAAGGCAACGCUUCUUAUGGGAAGAACGAGGACGAGACCUCAAGUAGAAAGUCAAGCGUGCCAGGAAAUUCUUCAAUGCUUCAUGUGGGUGCUUGGAGAUCUUCAUCUUUCUCAGAGCAUUCCAAGUCAACUAUUCAUAAUUGGAGAGAUACAUCUAUAGAUGUGCAGAAGGAUUUGACCAGUGUGUGGGAGAACAAUUUGGCAGAUUCAACAAAUGCCAAAAGAGAAGGAUCCAAAUGGCAGAUAGGUGAUGACUCUAUCAUGAGAAGUCAACCAUCUGCAGUGUUUGACAGGGAGCUCGAAUCAUGCAAGAAUUCUCAGCCAUCUCCAGAGGACCUAGUUCUUUACUAUAAGGACCCACAAGGUGAAAUUCAAGGUCCAUUUGCUGGGAGCGAUAUAAUUGGAUGGUUUGAGGCUGGUUAUUUUGGCAUAGAGUUGCAAGUUCGCUUGGUCAGUGCACCGGCUGACUCGCCAUUCUAUCUACUUGGGGAUGUGAUGCCCCACUUGCGCGCCAAAGCUCGACCACCUCCUGGAUUUAGUACAUCUAAGCCUAAUGAAACUCAAGGUGCAUCUGGUAGGUUGAACAACAACAGCCUUGGAAAGCUUAACUCAGCUUCAAGCGAGGCUGAUAUGAUGAGGAAUGAGCCAAGAUAUAUGCCUGGUCCGAUACCGGAGGCUGAGAACAGGUUUUUGGAGUCACUGAUGUCCGGCAGUACGAGUAGUGCCUCAGUUGAGAUGUUUUCUCCCUCAGAAGGUAUGCAGGGAUACAUGGGGAUUAAUUCAAGUGCAUUACAUCCUGUAGGAGCAGGCAGUGGGGAUGAUCCAUAUCUGUUGGCCAAAAAGAUGACACUGGAGAGGCAGAGGUCUCUGACUAAUCCUUAUUCAUAUUGGCCUGGACAAGAUGCAGCUUCCCGUUCGGCAAAGACAGAUGUUGUAAAAGACUCCUUGCUGGCACACUCAAAUCUUAACUCGUCAAUUUCAGAGAAUGCUCGCGCACAGCAUAAUUCUCAGAAUGCGGACCUAAUGUCUAUCCUUCAAGGCUUUCCAGACAGAUCAACAAAUAAUGUCAAAAAUGAAACUGGUGGUUGGUUGAAUUAUCCAGUUCAGGGGGGUUUGGACCAACUUCAGGAUAAGUUGGACACACAUCCUGGUCAGAAUUUUCCUCCCCAAGCUGGAUUGGGAAUACAACAGCAAAGUCUACAGUGUCAGAAUUCAUUGUUGACUAAUAUAUUAGCUCAAUCUGUUAAUAAUUCUUCCAGCACGUUAACCCCAGAAAAGCUAAUCUCUUCCGGUCUCUCUCAAGAGCCACAAAUGUUAAGUUUGUUGCAACAGCAGUAUUUGUUGCAGCCGCACUCCCAGGCCCCAGUUGCAUCACAACAGCUGUCGCUUUUGGACAAACUGUUGUUGCUUAAGCAGCAACAAAAACAGGAGGAACAGGAACAGCUCGUGCGCCAGCAGCAACAAUUGCUUUCACAUGUGCUCUCAGAGCAUCAUCCCUACCAAAGGCUUGGCGAGUCACCGUUUGUGCAAUUGCAAACUUCGGGUCUGGUUUCUGGAAAUGCUUCUAGGGAUCAUGCUCAGUUUCAGCAAUCUCAUGAAUUUUUUCGGACUGGUUCUCAGAUUGUUCCCACUCCAAAUUUGCAAGAAAGUGCUUCUAAUAUCAUUUUACCUUCUAGUGUUUCCCAGGAUAAUAGCUCUAAUGUUGGUUCUGAAUCCCCUUCAAUGCAUCUGCCUCAUCAAAUUUUUGGGAAUACUGUCCAUCAAAGGAACUUGGAUGCCCCUCUGCCUGAACAAGUUGAUAACAUGCAGCAGAAGGGUUUUCCGAUUACAACAGCUGUGAUGGAUACUUUUCCCCGGUCAGAAAUGGAAAACAGAUAUCCAUCCGAACAGAAAUCACAUAAUGAUGAACCCAUCAAAGUUGCUUCAUCUGCUGAUGCUCCAAGUUUUCCACCUGGGGAAGAUUUAGGAAACUCAGCUGCACUGCAAUUGGUAGGAGGUUGUGAUAACGAGUUGGUGGUUCCCGAAAGGGCAAAUGCAGUUGUAGCACCCCCAAGCACAGUAUCAGAACCCCAAGAUGUAGGAGAGAAUCACAAUGAUGAUUUCCUUGGGGUGAAGGAAGUGAGAAAUGCCGAAACACAGGAGGUGAAAAAAUCAUCUGCCAAGAAGUCAAAGAAGCAGAAGGCUUCAAAGGCACAAUCCUCUGACUCGGCAAAGGGAGUCUCUAAGACGCAAAAGGCAGAAUCAUCAGAAUUUGAGGGGACAAAUAUUUAUAAUGAGACACCUGAGAUGCAAACUGUUCAAGGAAAUAGGAAAACUGAUAAAGUUACUUCUGAUGGUAUUGAUUCUUUGUUGGGCCAAAACUCAUUGCCUGUACAUGGGUUUACAGAUGAUGGUGAGGCUACCAAGAAUAGGGGUCAGCCAGGACAAGUCGUAUCGCAGUUCAAUACACAAGCAAAUUCUGGACAAAGUGCCUGGAAGCAUACUCCUGGUUUCAAGCCAAAAUCAUUAUCAGAAAUUCAACGGGAAGAGCAGAGGAGAGCACAAGAAGAAAUGGCAGUUUCUGAAAUCUCAACAUCUCUGAGCUCCAUGAGUGUCUCUACUCCUUGGGCUGGGAUUGUAGCGAAUUCAGAUCCCAAGGCACUUGGUGCAACAAUACAAGAUUCUGCCGCCACUGAGGUAAUUUUGGGAAAAUCUGAGAGUUCCUCAAACCAGAAGAGCCAAUUGCAUGAUCUAUUUUGGGAAACUAAUGUGACCAAGUCAAGUGGAAAUGAAAUGCAGAUUUCUGAUGCUGCAUCUAGUCUACCUCCUGCAUCUCUUAUGUAUUCUCAAAUUGAUUCAGUGGAUGAUGAUAACUUUAUUGAGGCUAAGGAUACUAAAAAGAGUCGUAAAAAGUCUGCUAAAGCCAAGGGUGCGGGAGCUAAAGUCUCGGUGCCUGUUGCUUCACCUGAUUUGUCUGUUGGAUCAAAUUUCAUUGAAAAAGGCAAUCGUUCUCAUCAGCUACCGCAGAAGGAAAUAUUACCUGCAGUUCCCUCUGGCCCUUCCUUGGGAGAUUUUGUUAUGUGGAAGGGGGAGUCCACAAAUCCAUCCCCUGCUCCUGCCUGGUCCACUGACUCUGUGAAGAUCCAGAAGCCAACAUCAUUGAGGGACAUCCUUAAGGAACAGCAGAGAAAAGUUUCUUCUGCAUCUCAGGGAACUCCAAUGCCAACACCUCAGAAACCUGCUAUCAAUCAACCUCCCCGUGGAGUUGGUCCUUCUUCAUCGUCUUCUGCCAAAGCUGCAUCCUCUAUCCAAAUCAACUUGCCAGCUUCUUCUCGCUCAAAACAUGAAGUUGAUAAUGAUCUUUUCUGGGGGCCAUUAGAGCAACCUAACCAUGAGGCAAAGCAGUCAGAUUUUCCUCAACUUGGAAGCCAAGGCAGUUGGGGAAGCAAAAGUACCCCAAUCAAAGUAUCUACUGGAAGGUCAUUGAAUCGACAGAAGUCCAAUGGUGGCAGGCCUGGAGGGUAUUCACUUUCAUCAUCACCUGCCUCUGCUCAGCCAUCCUUGAGAGGGAAAACGGACUCCUUGACUAAGCAUUCAGAGGCAAUGGACUUUAAGGAAUGGUGUGAGAGCGAGUGCUUCAGACUCAUUGGAUCGAAAGAUACAAGUGUCUUGGAAUUUUGUAUAAAGCAAUCAAGGGCGGAAGCUGAAAUUCUUCUAAUAGAGAACCUCGGCUCUUUUGAUCCCAACCGUGAGUUCAUUGAUAAGUUUCUAAAUUACAAAGAUUUUCUUCCUAUGGAUGUUAUUGAUAUCGCCUUCAAAACACGGAAUGAUCGAAAAGCCACUGCCUCCGGUGUGGGAGAUAUGACUUCCGACUAUGUGGGCGUUGGGGGCUCCAAUCAAGGUGGUUUGGAUGCUACUGAUGGGGCCCCAAAAGGAGGCAAAAAGAAGGGGAAGAAAGGGAAGAAGGUAAGCCCAUCAGUGCUUGGAUUCAACAUCGUUAGCAAUCGAAUGAUGAUGGGGGAAAUUCAGACAAUUGAUGAUUAG
Messenger RNA from Fraxinus pennsylvanica, 5382 nucleotides. Lineage: Eukaryota; Viridiplantae; Streptophyta; Magnoliopsida; Lamiales; Oleaceae. The record is from the annotation of a GenBank genome assembly.